AUGUCGCAACUCCUUAUCAAAUAUGCAAACUUCCUAAAGCAGAAACCCCUCUUAGCCAAUAGCAUCAGUUCUGCCUUCCUUUUUGGCACUGGCGAUAUUCUUGCACAAUGUAUUUUCCCCAAAGAAGGGUCUCGGUUUGAUUACAGGCGUACUAUAAGAAAUGCUGUUUAUGGUGGCAUUAUCUUCUCACCCUUGGUUACUAAAUGGUACGUCUGGUUAAACACAAGUGUUCGGUAUCCAUUUCGAACCUUGUUUCGCCGUCAACCCUCCUCUACACAAAGAUCAAUAUUGGAUACAAUUUGCCGAACAGCGGCAGAUCAGCUUAUGUGGGCUCCCAUGGGAAUUCCCUUAUACUUUAUGAGUAUCUCAUUCAUGGAGGGAAAGGGUUGGCAGGACGUUAAGCAGAAAUUGGAUGACAAGUAUGAAGAAACCCUCAUUAACAACUGGAAAGUUUGGCCAGUGUUCCAAGCCCUCAACUUCUAUUUUGUUAGUCCCGAUUACAGGCUACUUACGGUUAAUAUAGUGAGUAUUCUCUGGAACUGCUAUAUGAGUCUUGAAAAUUAUAAGGUAACCGAGACCCUUACUUUUAAGGAGUGA
Brettanomyces nanus is the source of this 597-nucleotide messenger RNA. RefSeq lists its product as uncharacterized. The record is from RefSeq and is a predicted model, not a curated record. The coding region runs from base 1 to 597 and encodes 198 amino acids. The transcript has a single exon. Gene Ontology annotation, cellular component: mitochondrion; cytoplasm; membrane. NCBI's taxonomy places the organism in Eukaryota, Fungi, Ascomycota, Pichiomycetes, Pichiales, Pichiaceae.